AAAAUUAAUAAUAUUUACUAAUGGUAUCUAUCUUUACUAAAAUUAAUCAUGGGGUACCUAAUGUCCUCGAUCCUUCUAGAAGGUAGGGUCCAGUCUAUAUAAGGAGUAGUAGAUACCUUUCUACUUCUAACUUUUCAUUUUUUUUACCAUCAUACAAUAGAACAAAAAAAAACAAUUAAGUAUAUAAAAUGGGAUUAAGAAGUGCAUUAAAACUUGUCAAUGCAAGACAACAAGCUGAAGGUGUUGGAGCCCGGGUUAGACGGUCCAUUGGGACUUCUGAAAUGAGAAGUUUUAACCCUUUUUUGAUGUUAGACCACUUUAAUAUUGGAGCUGAUGCGGGAUUUCCUGAGCAUGGUCAUAGUGGUCAAGAAACAAUCACCUUAGUGUUGAAGGGAGCUGUAGCACAUGAGGAUUUUACUGGGUCCAAGGGGAUCUUAUACCCUGGAGAUUUACAAUUCAUGACUGCUGGAAAGGGUGUAGUUCAUUCUGAAAUGCCAGUAGCUAUCAAUGGUGAAAAUAAUAUCUCUGGUAUGCAAUUAUGGGUAGAUUUGCCAAAGAAAUUGAGAAAAACUGAACCAAGAUAUAGAGAUUUAAGAUCUUAUGAAAUUCCAGAAGUAGUGGAACAAGAUGGGAAAGUCAAGGUUAAGGUGAUAUCGGGAAAUUCCUAUGGGGUUGAAUCAGCACAUGAUUUAGCAUACACUCCGGUACAAUACUACUAUGUUACAUUGAAGCCAGAUGGAACAUUCAGUCAAAAGGUUCCUGAAGAUUACAACUUUUUCUUGUAUGUCCUUGAAGGAGAUGAUUUAGUUGUAAAUGAAACUGCAGUACCAGCGCAUAGUAAUCUUUUUUUCAAAAGAGAUGGUGACGAGAUCCGUGCUACAAACACUGCACAAGCAGGAGGAAAGGAUAUAGAAUUUGUCUUAAUUGGUGGUCAAGUCUUAGAUCAAGAUUCUGUUCAUUAUGGACCAUUUGUUGCUGACUCAGAAAAGGACAUUUAUGAGACUUACACAGAUUUCCAAUAUGGCAGAAAUGGAUUUGAACAAAGAAAAACUUGGGAGUCUUUAAUAUCCAAUGGUGUUACAAAGGAUAUGGUUGAAAACCAAUUGAAUGGUAAUCUUGAAAAGAGAAAAGAAGCUGAAAGAAAGUUUUUGGAACGAAAGGUUGAAAAGUAAAAUUAAGUAGGUAGGUAAACUAUUGAGUAGAUUUACAUUCUUAAUAUGAAUUUUAUGCAUUUAUCAAAAAAGAACUUGGUU
[Candida] anglica is the source of this 1253-nucleotide messenger RNA. Lineage: Eukaryota; Fungi; Ascomycota; Pichiomycetes; Serinales; Debaryomycetaceae. The record is from the annotation of a GenBank genome assembly.